This is a messenger RNA of Aplosporella prunicola CBS 121167, 5541 nucleotides long. RefSeq lists its product as uncharacterized. NCBI's taxonomy places the organism in Eukaryota, Fungi, Ascomycota, Dothideomycetes, Botryosphaeriales, Aplosporellaceae. The transcript is spliced from 2 exons. The record is from RefSeq and is a predicted model, not a curated record. Bases 1 to 5541 code for a protein of 1846 amino acids.
AUGGCUUCCUCCUCUUCCAACGACAACGACAACACCGACCCCUCCACCAACCCCCCUCCACCCCCGCUCCCCCCUUCUCGACCUAUACCAAAAGACAUCAAAGGCAGCAACAACAACAACAACAACAACAACAACAACGCCGUCGAAGCUGCUAACGUAUCUCUUCCCGCGUCUCGGCCUACGUCGAAAGACGGUGAUAGCACCAGCGCUAGCAACAGCAACAGCAACGACAAAGAAGAAGAAGUCAAGGAUGGGGAUAGAGCUGAAGCAGGUACGCCAACUGAUCGUGCUGCGCCGACGGGGACGGGGACGGAGGUAGAGGCGGGUACAGGGGCGGGGGAUACGGAUACGGAUAUGACAGAAGCAGAGAGAGACAUCAAAACCGACGGCGACAGCGCAGCUUCCGGGGCCGCUAUCACAGGCAAAGAAGACGACGUUAGGAGCAAGACUAAGGGUGCAAUGGAUGCAGACGAGGACCCCACCACCGGCAAAGACCAGCACGUCACGGCCGCAAGCCCCCCCGCAGUCACGGCAUCGGAUGCCAUAACAGCUGAUACCGACACGCCUGUUAACACGGCGGGCUCUACGGACGAUGACGCCGCCGACGGUUCCGCCACCGCCAACGAGCAUGUUAACACUGGAAGCCGUGUUAAGAGUGGCAGCGCCGCUACGUCAGAAGGAGAAGAAGAUGCCGAUGCUGCCGCCGCUUACCACGCUCUUGCUACGGGAGACUCUGACGAGCAAGCCACAAACAACAACAACAACGACGCGUCUCCUCCUCUUCCACCUCCACCACAACCAAGCUCUUCCACUCAACCCCAACCCCACUCUUCCACAGAAGAAGCAACAGCAUCAAUGACCCCAUCCUCAAAACAAUCAAAACCACAGCUUCCGCCACUCGACCUCCCACCACCCGCUCUCGAAAGCGGCAGUAGUGGUCAAGGUCAAGAAGAGCCUCGCACACCACCCGAUCAAACAUCCUCGCUCGACACAUCCUCGCUCGAAACACCCGAACGCGAUAUCGAAAUGGGACGCGCCGGCCCGCCUAACAACAGUCCUCGGUGGCGCAAAUCGAGCCCGAUACCGCUGCCGAACAGCCCGUCCUUCUUCGCGUCCAGCGCCGGCAGCAGCCCGCGCCUGGCAACAUUCAACUCCUCGCCGCCAGCCGGCCCUGGAGUUUCCACGCCGACGCCCGGCAGCCCUUCUUCCUCCAAUGAAAGCGCCAUCAACACCUCCACCGCCCCGAGCGGCGAAAAGGAGGCGCCGCUCGAGUCGCCGGAGCCUGACUCCCCUACCCCUAACCCUGCUCCUAGCUCUUUCGCUCAAGCGCUGGGCUCUGCUGGCGCAAACACGGACUCGAAGAUGCCGCGCCGGCCGGCUUCCACCACCUCCUCCCUCUUCGCUGAUGUUGUUGACGGAGAAGGAAAAGCGAAAGGCAGGAGCGCUUCUCUCCCAAGUGGCCCGGGAUCCUCCUUCACGUCCCAUCCAGACACUACUCCGGAGAGACCGCGACCAUACACAUCUGACGGCUUGCGUCGCGGUGCAGACUUACAACCCCUCAACAUGAACACGCGUCGGCGGUCUAUCGAUCCUUCGCCCUUGUCUCUGUACUCAACCAAGCCGGCCAGUCAUAGUGCUGCGUCAUCGCCAUCUUCAGCCUACAGCGAGAAAGCGGAUUGGCGUCACCCGGGCCCCAACACUUUCCAUAAACAGACUUCAAAGAGUGGCGGUGGUUCGAAUAGCAGUCUCUCGAGUAGCAGACGCUCUUCCUCCCAUGGAAAGAGCCCAAGCCCAUCGCCCAAGGAUGACGUGGCUGACCAGGCCAAUGCCCCUGCUAGUGAUAAGCAAGGGCAGGAAGCUGACAGCCCGUCGUUAGAUGAUAACACGGUUGAGACCAAGGGCGAUGGAGAGGGUGGAAACCUCCAGGAGACUGACAAAGUUCAAACUCCGUCUCAAAGCGAUAACCCUGCUGGCGACAAGCAGGCCCAAGACACUGCCACCGUGCCAUCGGACGACAAGAAUGAGCCUAGACGUGCCAGUGAUCAAGAAAAGAUUGACGCAUCCCAGGAACCCGAACAACCACAGCCUCCUAAGCAGACCAAGGCACGCUCUGGUGGUUUAAUGGGCAGCAAAUGGAACCCGGGAAACAACGGUCGUAGUGUCGAUCCUGAAGGGAGAGAAGGACCCCAGGAAGCCAACAAAGCUCAAAGUGCCAAGCUUGAUAGCAAUAGAAAGGCCGAACAAGCUGACGAGACGCCGUCAGACAAGGCUGAACUGAUUGUCAGUCAAGAAGUAGACGAUAAGCCUCAAGGAACCGACAGAGUCCAAAAAGGCAAGUCGGUAGAGGAAGAGUUGUCUGUCGGAGAGGCGGAAAAGACCAAGGACAGCAAGUCGCCAGAGAAGGCGGCUGAACCUGGUGAUAAGCUCGAAGAGAGCGGUAAACACCAGAAAACUGACGAAGUUCAAGACGACAAGGCAGCGGAAAGCGCUUCGCUGGCCGAGGAUUCUGAAGACAGCAAGGACAACCAAGCACCACGGGGCCGUCAAGCCGAAGACGAAGAGGAAGCGAAGACAAGUGAAGCACCAUUAGGUAAAGUGAAACCCGACGAUAAAAAGAAUACCACAAACGACACUACGUCGACAGAACAACAGCCUGAGGUAGAAGCAGACAAGACUGACGAGCAGCCAGAACAGCAGCAACUCGAGGAAGAAGCAGACGAAAUGGACAAAGCACACGACCUCUCGGAGCUGGCAUCGGAUGGGCUGCCCAUGUACGACGAAGAGACGAAGUAUCGACAAUGGUCAUGCGAGCUCGGCGACUGCACAUGGUGGUCCAAGUCGGAGACGGCCAACGGGGUAGCGUCACGGCGCGACCACUGGAUCAAGAGCGCGAAGCACCCACAGUUCACGACGGUGCACGACCUGCCAGCAAUGACGGAGGGCGAGAAGCUGUACGUGGAGGGCAGGGCGGGCAAGAGCGGUCAGCGGCCCCGGGGCGGUAAAAAGCGCCACAAGCGGGCCAAGCAGGGCAACGACGACGAUCAGGGAGCAACAGCGGGGGAAAGUGGGGACGCGGAAAGCGGGGACGAAGAACAAGGGGAAGUGGAAGAGGAAGGAGACGUGGACGCACCUACCACCAGGGCCGCCAUCUCGGCAACGGAAGGAGCGGCGGACUCGCUCGGGGCAGGAGCCGAUGGUGCAAGCAACACGGGCGCCGGCCGGCCCGAUGGCGGCCCGCGCGUCGUCAAUAGGGGGAUGCCUGGCCCGGACCAACAUGACCAAGCGCGCCGAGGCAAAAGCAGCCCGUCGCGCCUCUCCGGCGUCGCCUCGCUGCUGUCUCUUCCUCAUUCGACCAACACUACUGCUACCACUACCACUUAUACUACCGACACCGACACCACCGCUGCCACCAUGGCGUGCAGCAAUGAGGGGUGCAUUGAUAAGCUCCAUGAAUUGCAGGGCAGGAACCAGUCCCUGUCAAACGACCGAGAUGCGCUGGAGGAAGACGUAAAGGGCCACCUUGACACCAUCGAGACAAUCACCCGCGACAAGAAAGAGCUCGAGGGCACGAUUGAAGACCUGCGGAAGACCUUGGUAUUCCGCGACCAGCAAGACGCGGCCCACUCGAACCAACUCAAUGAGCAGGCCGAGGCGCACAUCAAGUUGGAGAAGGAGAACGAAAGGCUGAAGCACGAGCUCCACGCUGCCCAGAAGAGCUGCCAGGACGCGAAUGCCGGAAAGCAGGCUGCCGACGAAAGGGCCGACAACAUGGAGAGAGCACGGGUCCGCGUGGAGAAGGAUUUCAAUGACUUGGCUGCCAGCUUCCACGCAUUGCGCGACAGCGUUGAGCGCGAAGCCCAAGAUAAACACCAGCAACGCGACUACGACGUCGAAAUCUCGCAGUUGGCAGAAGACGUCCAAAACCUGAAGCGCGACCUGGAUUUCGCAAACUACGAAAACUCCGAAUUGCGCACCGAGAACGAGGCCCUCAAGGAAAAGAACGACAUGCUGCAGCAGCAGCGAGCAGAGGAAGCCGACGAGGAGGGGGAUCGACCAAACCCGUUCCGCACGAGCCUCAACAGCGUCACAAGCGUCGCAAGUCUCAGCGAAGAGCUCUCCGCCUGCGGCGACGACGACGAAGACGAUGAAGACCACGGCUAUGACCAGCAAUUCGAAGAAAUGCAAGGCGACAUUGACAUUCUCAACGACGAGAAGCAAAGGCUCGAAAAGGAAAGGAUCGAGCUCAACCAGCUGAUCUCUACCAGAAACGGCACCAUACUCCAGAAGGACCUCUCCAUCAACGACCUGACCGACCAGCGCGACCAGCUGCAAAGGAACCUCGAGGCCCUGCAAUCCCGGACCACGAACCUGGAGCAGCAGCUCACAGAAUCUUCUUCCUCCUUGGCCGCCGCCACCGAGACGCACGCCGCCGCGCUGGCAGACAUUCAACAAGCCACGAACACGCAGCUGGAAGAGCUGCGCGCCGCAAUCGCAACCAAGGACAGCGAGAUGGACGGCCUCCAAACGGCCACGGACGCGCAGCUCGCAGGCCUGCACUCCACCCUCACGGCCAAGGACAGCGAGCUCGACGACCUCCGCAAACGCCUGGAUGCCGCAGAGGCAUCGGCAGCAGAGCACACAGCCGCCAUCACCAGCAACAGCAGCAAGGAGCUGGACGAGCUGCGCAGCGCCCUCGCAACCAAAGACAGCGAGAUCAACGACCUGCGCAGUCGGCUGGACGCCGCAGAAGCAGCCGCGGCAGCGCACACCACCACAAGCAACACCAACAGCAACGAGCUGGCAAGCCUGCGCUCCGCCCUCACGAGCAAAGAUGGCGAGAUCCAGGCCUUCCGCUUGCGCCUGGCCGACGCCGAAGAAGCUAUCGCUCAAGCAGACCGCAGAGCCGCCAGAGCCACGGCCAAAACCAACGGCGGCAGCGCGAACCGUCUGCGCACGCCCAGCCCGCGCCGCAACCAUCCCCGCCACCGUGCUGGCCCGUCCUCCUCCUCCGACGACUCCCCUGGCACCGACAUCUCGCGCUACCUGGACUCGCCGGGCAGCGCGUCGGAGCGCUCGGAGCGGUCAGAGCCCGCGCAGCGGCAACAGCAGCAGCCGCAGCAGCAGGACCAGGGACUGCGGCGGCGCGGCGAGCCGCAGACGCAACAAUCAAGGAAGACGACAACGACAGCGAACAACAAGAACGGCACCGCAGACACCAACGCCAGGAGCAACGGCAGCGCGCCCUCGGGCGGCGGAAGAAGCCGCCACUUGAUCACCACGCCGGCGUACAUAGUCAUCGUCGUGUGCACCUUCUUCGUGCUGUACAAGCUGUACACGCACAACAACAGCGACGAGCCGUACGGCGCGCAGGGGCGCAGGGUGCCCGGCGGCGGCGGCGAGUUCGGCUACGGCGCGCAUAUCGCGGGCGUGGUGCCUGUGGGCUGGAGCUCCGGGUGGGGCUUCGGUGGCAGCUCGUGGUUGGGGCGGUGGCUCGUGGGCGUCGAGGAGAGUUUGGGGCUGGUGAGGGGCGGGCUGAUGUGA